GGAAGAGGCUCUGGUCUGGUUGAAGAAGAUAAGUGUUAGUGACUAGUGAGAGGAAGGAGUGUGUUUAGCAAUUAUGGUUCGUGAUUAUGCUAAUCCAGCAGAACAUGUUACUAAUUAUUUGAGACAGCCUAAUGUGGCUAACAGGAAUCUGCUGCCCCGUAAGCUUGAUCCGCCAGAAUUGUGGCACCCGGCGGUUGAUCAGGCUUUACGAACAACGGGAUUCUACCAUGUAUCGAGAGUGGGACAGAUCAGAGGGCAUUCCGCCUUACUAUCUGCUCUUGUAGAAAGAUGGAGGCCGGAGACUCAUACUUUCGUAUUGCCAGUCGGCGAGGUUACAGUAACCCAGGAGGACGUGUUACACAUAUUUGGCCUACCGAUUGAGGGAGAGGUUGUGACUGGUUGGACCGAUAGUAGUCAGGACUUCUUGGUCAACCACAGCAUGGCGAUUUUUGGCAGCGAACCCGUUGUGAGUAGUUCAUCUAAAAGUUACAUAAAGCUAGCCUGGGUUCGCCAUAUCAGAGAUACACAGCCUCUAGAUACUUCGGAGUCUGUUCAACGAUACGUUAGGUGUCAUAUCUUCUGUCUGCUAGGAACCACCCUUUUCGCGGAUAAGUCAACAACAUAUGCCCACGCGAAGUACCUACCACUGCUUCAAAACUUUGAGCAUAUCAGCACUUACAGUUGGGGGUCAGCAACUCUCGCACAUCUUUAUAGGUCACUGUGUCGUGCAUCGCGGUAUGAUUGCAAAGAGAUGGAUGGUCCGCUUGAUUUGUUGUUCGUUUGGGCGUGGGAACGAAUGCCCUUUCUUGCCCCCAUUCCAAGACAGCAGCUUGCACUCGCUGAUAUACCGGUUGCACGCAGGUGGAGUCAUCAUCCACGAACCAGGGCGUGGAUAUCGAAGAGCGUGGCGUCUAUAAGGCAUGACAUAGACUUCAAGGAAGAUUUUGUCUGGCGGCCAUACCUCGGCAUCAUCAUCCCGGCCGAACUACAUCACCACCUUGAUGUGUGUGACACGGUAGGGCCAUUGAUUUCAUUCGAAUGUGUCGAAUGGCAUCCUGUGGACCGAGUGGUUCGUCAGUACGGGUAUGCACAGUCUCCCCCUCUGCCGGCACAGGCCAUCCCUCUUGACCAUCAUUGUUACACUCUUCGGGGAGUACAGUGCCAUGAUUGGAGCACCAUACUCAAUGAAUGGAUUCAACAGUGGGGGAACCGCCGCAACAGUCGGUUGCGAGAUAGGAAUCUGCAACCAAUCGUUGACUUUAUCCCGUCUGCCGAGUACCGUAGUUGGUACGGUGGAUUAUUCUGGAUGUACCUGAGGUUGUCGAAGUUGAUUCAGCAGCCACCCUAUUAUCCACCCCAGCAGCCAUCCCAUUUUCCACCCCAACAGCCACCCCAGCAGCCAUAUGCAGUGUUUCAGUCAUUUCCUUAUCAUCGCCCGCUUCUACCUCAACCAUCACAGCAGUCGCCGCAGCCACCCCAUUAUCCACCCCAACAGCCACCCCAUUUUCCACCCCAGCAGCCAUAUGCAGUGUUUCAGCCAUUUCCUUAUCAUCGCCCGCUUCUACCUCAGCCAUCACAGCAGUUGCCGCAGUCACACCGAGCAUCAGUGGACAGAUCGGCUCGUCAGAGCCAUCGUACCCCCACACCCGAUAGUCGAGCGAGUGGUUCCAUCGAUCCGCAUGUUGGGAUCAAUACAGGACGUAUGAAUGUAAUAGCAGCAGCUCCAAGCGGUCUGGACUUGAAUGCGCCGACACAGCAGGAGGUUGUUGCUGAGUAUAUCCCUGGUCCUUCCGCUCCAGCAAAAGCAGGUGGGUCAGGUCCAGUCGAGGGAUAGACAGUUGGUCAUCAGUACAACCUACGGACAGAUGUCCGUCCAUUGAACAGGUUUAUUUCGUCAAGUGUUAACAAGAUAGUAAACAAAACGAUAAGAUUUUUUAAGAAAAAGCCGUGAGUUGAUUAGUCGAACUUAGUCUAUUUACAGUUUGUUUUAGUUGCACUCAUCUUCAAUUUAGUCGAACUUAGUCUAUUUAAUCUUUGUAUUAGUUGU
Arachis duranensis is the source of this 2047-nucleotide messenger RNA. RefSeq names its product serine/threonine-protein phosphatase 7 long form homolog. NCBI's taxonomy places the organism in Eukaryota, Viridiplantae, Streptophyta, Magnoliopsida, Fabales, Fabaceae. The transcript has 4 exons. Gene Ontology annotation, biological process: meristem maintenance; meristem development. The record is from RefSeq and is a predicted model, not a curated record. Bases 74 to 1834 code for a protein of 586 amino acids.